GCCAAAACCCUAACAAACUUAUAAACUUAAACCCCAACAUUUCUCUCUUCAAUCAAAAUCUCUAUAAAUGGCCUUCAACUCUGUACUUCGCCGAGCCUCGAAAUCUCUCUUGCCUCUCGCUAUCCGCGCCGUGGGACCUCCCAGAACCUUCCACAGAGCUAUCCCCGCCGUUCUCUCCGUUGAAAACCUCCGAGACUUUCUUCCAUCUUCGCAUUUCUCAACAGCUGCCACCGCGCUGAAACCAACCAGCGAUGAGAAUCUCAUUCGGGUCCUCGGAACUGAGAUCGAAUGCGCCGAGGAACCCCACGAUGUAGAAAAUAUCUCGAAUGAGUUUCCCUUCAAAAUUAAAGAUAAUCCUGGAGAGAGGACUAUUUUGCUAAGUAGAAAGUUCCAAGAUGAAACCAUCAAAAUUGAAGUCGACAUGCCUAGUAUUUCAGAUGAUGAUGAUAAUGAUGAUGAUGAUGAUGCCAAGGACGCAGAUGUCUCUAGCAUUCCUUUGGUUGUGAGUAUUACCAAGGGAAGCGAUCAGUAUAUGGAGUUCUGUAUCACUGCUUUCCUUGAUGAGAUUUCAAUUGAUAGCUUGUCAAUAAAAAACCUGGAAAAUUCUGAUGAACUUGCAUAUGAAGGACCUGACUUUAAUGAUUUGGAUGAGAAUCUGCAGAAUGCUUUCCUGAAGUAUCUCGAGAUUAGAGGCAUCAAACCUAGCGUAACAAAUGUUUUGUUUGAUUACAUGGCUAACAAAGAUACCAAAGAAUACUUGUUAUGGCUGAAGAGCGUCAAGAAUUUUGUGGAGAAGUAACUCUUUGAACAAGACAUGACCAUUUCUGGAUUCGCCGGUGUAUGCCGCUAAUGGUGAUAUCUGCAUGCUGUUACUAUAGUGAUUUAGUUUUUCCUUUUGAAAUGUUCUUACUUCUGGACCUGGAUCAUGUUGAUGGAAGGAACUAGUAUUGAAACUCUUGUCAGGAAUAUGAGAAUGGCAGAUAGGGUGCAAGUUCUAUUUCAUAAGCUGUUGUCAAGUAAUAGAUGUGAGACUCAAAUGUGAUCAUGAUUCGGUGAUCUGAUUAUUCUUUCAGUCCGGUCUAUUUAUCUCACAA
Messenger RNA from Populus nigra (black poplar), 1094 nucleotides. RefSeq lists its product as uncharacterized. Gene Ontology annotation, cellular component: mitochondrial matrix. The record is from RefSeq and is a predicted model, not a curated record. The coding region runs from base 68 to 799 and encodes 243 amino acids. The transcript has 3 exons. NCBI's taxonomy places the organism in Eukaryota, Viridiplantae, Streptophyta, Magnoliopsida, Malpighiales, Salicaceae.